CAAAUGUAAAGAGAAUUUUUGGAAUUUGUUGUUGCGGUUUCUGAACGAGGGUGGUAAACAUGUUGCAAGUAUGAACACGAUAUGAAUAAAUAGUUAUUAUUAAAGUCAAGUAAAAUGAGAAGCAUCAAAGCAAAGCUUAGGAAACCUGCAACAACAAGCAAGGAUGAUUGGAGCAAAGUUGACCAGCGUAUAUGGCAUUCAGUAGCUGUAAAUCAACCGGCAAAACUUGCGUCAAAGCUUGCUAAACAUGAAAACGUAAACGUGAAUAAAAUGUGCCCAAGUGUUGGGUAUUCGGUGCUGCAUUACGCUGCUGCUAAAGGAUUAGACGAUUGCUUGAAUGUUCUGCUUGCUCACAAAGCUAAUGUUGCUAUUCGUGAUGUAACAGGUGCCACUCCCUUGCACGCGAGCGCUCGUUAUGGUCACAAGGGGGCGACAUUGAAGCUGCUUGCGUCGCGCACCGUUGAUGUGAACGCAGCAGACGCUAAUCGAUGCACUGCUUUGCAUUUUGCUGCAUUCGAAGGUCACUUGGAGUGCGUCAAGUUACUUGAAGAAGCCAAUGGAAUCAACAUACAUUGUCUGGAUAAGGAGGGCAGAACUGCCUUAAUGGUAGCAUCAGCUAUGGGUCAACUACAUGUAUGUAGUGAACUUAUACAAAGUGGAAUAGAUGUCAAUCAUAAAGAUUCAAGCAAACUACAACACUCAGCGUUAACAUUGGCUGCCGAAGCCGGACAUUCAGAUGUGGUUCGGCUUCUGUGCGAGAACGGGGCGAGCUACACGACCCCCCUCACGGACGGGAGGAACGCGCUGGAUGUUGCGAGGAGCAGAUCACGAAGAGGAGUGGUCGAUGUCCUUCAUAUUAUGCAACUAACCGACGCUGCUAAGAAGAAUGACAGAGAUUCCCGUUUAAGCACGAGUAGCAUCUUGUCAUCGAACGCACCAUCUGAGAAUAAAACAUCACGCAAGUCAAGUCAAGUUGACCCUCCUGUUCAUGUGGAUGGGGUUCCUUACAUUGAUGAAAUAGCUGUUGGAACUCAUCAUAAUAUGCAAACUAAGGAGGAUAAACAACCAGAUACCAAAUCUGAAUCAGGUCCAGCUCUAUCAAUAUACAACGACUCAAAGAACAUGAGCCAUCUGUACGACCGUGAAGUCAGUUUAUACGACAGUAAGAGCACCCUGGCGUCAGUGUCUUCACUAGAUGUCUCUCAAGAGACGAGUCGCACACAAUCUCCAAGUUUGGUGCGACUAAAUUUAGAUCGUUCAAAAACCAUGGAGUGUGAGGUGGUGGAACAAGUGGAGGUUAAGGAGCUUAUGAAGGAGGUGGAAGCUUUGAAACGAUCGAACGAGAAAAGUGAAGCUUUGGUGCAGUCACUAAAAACGGAAAAUAAAUCGCUGACUCAUGAUUUGGAAAAUGCAAAAGAAAGGCAAAAAUCUCUUAAUCACGAAUUGGAAAAGUCAAACGAGAAACAAAAAUCAUUGGUCAACACUGCAAAAGCUGAGCGGAAAAAAUUAGAAGCGCAACACUGCGUUAACAAACAGAAUGAAGCAGAAAUUGAGAAGUUAAAUAAAGAAGUUGAAAAUUUGAAAAUAAAAUCUACACAACUGGAUGAAGAGUCCCUGAAAACGGAAAACAAGUCGCUGGCUCAGGAAUUGGAAGAGGCAAAACAAAGACAAAAACUGCUUAGUCAGGAAUUAGAAAAUUCUAAUGAGAAACAAAAAUCCUUGGUCAACACUGCAAAAGCUGAACGGCAGAAAUUAGAAGCGCAACACUGCAUUAACAAACAGAAUGAAGCAGAAAUUGAGAAAUUAAAUAAAGAAAUGGAAAAUUUAAAAACGAAAUCUACACAACUGGCUGAGGAGAAUGUCCGUGUUUCUGAGGAAAAAGAAAUGGAAAUCUCAUAUUUCCAUGACCUGCUGGAAGAAUCGCUGCAAAAAGUUGAAUUGAAUGAAAUAAGUGAUGAUUAUGAAGAAAAUCUGAAUCUUAUUAUUCAAGAAAUUCAUCAGUUGAGACAGGGAAAGAUUAAGAAAGUUGAAACACUUGAAGAAAAGAAACUUGAAUUAAAUGAUUUAAAUAAACAGCUGACUCAGCAAAAAGAUGAAAUCGAAAUUUUGCGACAAAAAGUUACAGAUUCGCAGGAAGAUUGCGAAAAACUUGGACAAGAAAAAUCAAAACUAGAAUUAGAAUUACAAGUCACAAAGGCAACAGCACAAGACGCAAGGGAAAGUUGGCACGAGCGAGAACUCCGUUAUAUUGAAGAUGAGAAGAAAUGGCACACGCUGCUCAAAGAACAGAAAUAUGAGAAUACAAAGUUAAGGGAGAAGAUGAAAGGAUUAAAAUCUGAUUUAUCCGAGGAUCAGAAGAAAGCAAGGAAGAUGUGGGAAGAAGGGGAGGAGUUGCUCAAGUCACAGAUGGCUGACCUCCAAUCAAAGCUCGAGGAUGCGAGGGUUAAAUUUGAAUCGGCCAAUCACAAGCUACUAGAAAGUGAAAAGAUGGUGAGUGAACUACGAGUUGAAAGAAAUCAACGCGAGGCAAAAAUCGCGGAGCUUGGACAGGAGCUCGGGAAGUUCGAGAACCAGAAAAAAGAGAACGAGGUUGAGAGCAAUCAGGCGCGACAGCAACUCACUGAAGCGAAACAACGAUGUUCGGAGCUCUCCGAGGAAGUAUCUAGCUUGCGAGCCAACAUAAAGGAAUUGAAUGGAAAACUGGCCUCACUUGAUUUACAAUACGGCAAAGUUGAACAUGAGAAAAUAAACUCUAUGAACCAACAAUUGGAAACCCUUUGUCUGCAUAUUCAGGAAUCUGAAAGAAAAUACAACCAAACCAUAUCAGUGUAUCGACGCCAUUUACUACGAGCUGCUAAGGGCGACUUACAUCCUCAAGUUAUGCACGCUUGUAAAGAAAUAAUUAAACUGCAGAACGAAUCCACAUCCAAUGAGGAGACAAUUUAAUUAACAUUCCGAUUUUAUUUGUGCUGCUUUCAUAUAUUUACGUCAUGGUACUAUCCUAUUAAUAUGCAUUUUAUAGUGUUUUAUAGCAAUGCUGUAUUUUUAGCUAUUUUAUUUAAAAGCCGGUACUGGUCGCAAUAAAAAUGCACUAAAUUAAA
This is a messenger RNA of Ciona intestinalis (vase tunicate), 3101 nucleotides long. Lineage: Eukaryota; Metazoa; Chordata; Ascidiacea; Phlebobranchia; Cionidae. The record is from RefSeq and is a predicted model, not a curated record.